AUGAAGAUUCUCAAACUCGUCAGUUUCAUUGGUCUGAUCGCUGCUGUGAAACGAAAUGUUGCAGCACAUUCGGUACAAACCUCCGCCUGGGAUAGUGAAACCCGACUCGAGAAUAUCAUUAUCCAUACCGCGUCUCAUGGAGUUGACGCCUACUCACACUUUGAUCUGUCCUUUGACCUUCCCGGGCAAGGAGCGCUGAGGCUGAACCUGGAGCCGAACCAUGAUAUCCUCGCACAAGAUUCCCGUGUCCAUUACAUCGGUACGGACGGCAUAGUUCGCAGGACGGAAGCCGUGAAUAAAGCCCAACACAAGGUGUUCAAAGGAGUCGUGUCUGCUCCGCACGUUGGUUCAGACGCAACUUGGAAUCAGGUUGGCUGGGCGCGGAUAUAUAUACACCGAGAUGGGGAUGAUCCCUUGUUUGACGGCAUUUUCGGCGUGGCCGGUAAGCAGUACCAGGUGACGAUAACAUCAGGAUCCGGGAAUACCAGCGAACCGCAGAUGGUUGUUCACUAUCACUCUUCAUAUCACACAUGGGACCAAUUGGCACCUCGGUCGCCGCAGUCCUCGGGGAAUCCCUUCAUCACAGACGACGAUUUACCAUGCCCUAGCACCAGAAGAGUCGCCUUGGUAGGUAUCGCGACUGAUUGCACAUACUCGGCCUCGUUCACAUCCAGCGAUGAGCUCCGGCGAAACAUUAUCAACAUGGUGAAUACGGCUUCAGAAGUCUACGAGCGGACCUUCAACAUCUCCCUCGCGCUCCACGACCUGACCAUUAGCGAUCGAGAUUGCCCGAGCAGUCCGUCCAGUUCAACGUCGUGGAAUGCCGACUGCUCGGCAGGAGAUCUAAACUGGAGACUGAGUCGAUUCACCUCCUGGCGCGGUUCCCUCAACGAUGACAAUGCGUACUGGACGUUGAUGACCGGGUGUCCGUCGGGUCAGGAGGUCGGUGUCUCUUGGCUCGGUCAAUUGUGUACUGCCAACCGGGGCCGGCAAAGCGCAAGUGGUGCGAAUGUGGUGGCACGCACUCGCAGUGAAUGGCAGGUUUUUGCCCACGAGUCAGGCCACACCUUUGGAGCCGUCCAUGAUUGUGAUUCAACGCAGUGUGCUUCCGCCCAGAGUCAGUGCUGCCCAUUGUCCUCCUCCACCUGCGACGCAAAUGGCCAAUACAUCAUGAACCCGGUCUCCUCGGCCUCGCAGACAGCAUUCUCUCCAUGCAGCAUCCGGAAUAUCUGCUCGCAACUCAGUUCUGGGCGUGUCAGUACCCGCUGCCUGGUCAGCAACAGCAAUAUAACCACCAUUACAGACGGGCAGUGCGGGAAUGGCAUUGUGGAAGUUGGCGAGGAAUGCGACUGCGGCGCCACCUGCGAUCAGAACAGUUGCUGUGAUGGAUCGACCUGCCGGUUGCGAGCGGGGGCUCUCUGCGACGAUGCCGCGAGUCCGUGCUGUACCAACUGCCAGUUUGCUUCGGCGGAUACAGUUUGUCGUCCGAGCACCGGUCCAUGCGAUGUUGAGGAGAUGUGUACCGGCAAUUCGACCAUAUGUCCCGCGGAUCAGGUUUUGUCGGGUGGACAACGCUGCGGGGAUGAUGAGGGGGGAUCCCGUACCCCGUCAUGUUCCAACGGACAAUGCAGAGGAAAUGAGACCUCAUGGGUGGACAGUCAUCGAUCACUCAUCAUUGGUCUCGCUGCUGGGAUUGGCGGUGCGCUGGUCCUUGCCAUCUUGGGUUGCAUGAUCUGCAGCUGUUGUCGCCGGCCGUCGAAGAAGGCAUCGCCAGCUGUGCCAGUGGUAUCGCAGGUCUACCCUCCGCCGCCUCCCUAUCGUUACAGUUAG
Molecule: messenger RNA, 1830 nt
Organism: Aspergillus fischeri NRRL 181
Lineage: Eukaryota; Fungi; Ascomycota; Eurotiomycetes; Eurotiales; Aspergillaceae
Gene: admA
Product: ADAM family of metalloprotease ADM-A
Exons: 3
Coding region: 1-1830 (609 amino acids)
Biological process (GO): proteolysis
Molecular function (GO): metalloendopeptidase activity
Source: RefSeq, a predicted model, not a curated record